Molecule: messenger RNA, 2848 nt
Organism: Physella acuta
Lineage: Eukaryota; Metazoa; Mollusca; Gastropoda; Physidae
Product: peroxisomal acyl-coenzyme A oxidase 1
Biological process (GO): fatty acid beta-oxidation using acyl-CoA oxidase; lipid homeostasis
Cellular component (GO): peroxisome
Molecular function (GO): fatty acid binding; acyl-CoA oxidase activity; FAD binding
Source: RefSeq, a predicted model, not a curated record
UCGACACUCUUGAACAUAAGAAAUGUACUUUAGUCUGGGUAAAACAAAAUGGCUGCAACUACAGUAAAUCCUGAUCUUGCUAGAGCUAGAGCUCAAGCGACGUUUGACCCGUUGCAGUUAACACAUUUUAUUUACGAUGGUCCAGAGAAAACAAAUCGCAAACGCUACUUACAAAACAUUGCUAUCAAGGAAAGUGAAGAACAAGGAUUCAGGCGCAAUGCAGAGCUGAGUAGAGAGGAACAGUAUGAAGAGGCCUUACGUAAAUCCACAUAUGCUUACCGCAGAACUGCAGAGCUAGGAUUGAAAGAUAUGACAGAUAUAUAUAUAUUCAGGGAACCACUUUUUCCUAGUGAGCCAAGCCCUCUUGGCCUGCAUGAAAGUAUGUUUUUAACAACAAUCCAGAAACUAGGCACAACAGCUCAGAAAGAGAAAUGGAUUCCUCUAGCCAAAUGUUUGGGUGUGGUGGGCACAUAUGCUCAGACUGAAUUGGGGCAUGGUACCUUCUUGCGGGGGCUGGAGACAACGGCCACCUAUGAUGCCAAGACCAGAGAGUUCGUCAUCAACUCUCCAACCACCACAUCAGCAAAGUUCUGGCCUGGGGGAUUGGGUAAAACCUCCAACCAUUGUGUCGUGAUGGCCAAGCUGAACCUAGAUGGGAGAGACUGUGGUAUGCAGUCCUUUAUUGUGCCAAUCAGAGAUGUGGACACACACCUGCCCUUACCUGGUGUCUCAGUGGGGGACAUUGGUCCCAAGUUUGGCUACGGUGGCAUGGACAAUGGGUUUUUAAUUUUAAAGAAUGUCAGGAUCCCUCGGGAGAAUAUGUUAAUGAGAUACGCACAGGUUCAGGAAGAUGGCACAUUUGUCUCCCCUAAAAAUGACAAACUGGUCUACGGCUCAAUGACUUUAAUUCGUGCCCAGCUGGUGGGGAGCUGCGCCAGGGCCUUGUCAAAAGCUGUCACCAUAGCAACCAGAUACAGCGCUGUUAGGAAACAAUCUGAGAUUAAUCCUGGGGCUGGAGAGGUGCAAGUGCUGGACUUCCAGACCCAGCAGCACCGCCUGUUUGUCCAGAUUGCCACAGCCUAUGCCCUGAGUAUUGCUGGCCGAGCGUCUAUUGCAGCCUACAACAGGGUGUCUGCACAGAUUGAAACUGGUGCUCUUGAAGAACUGCCCAUUCUCCAUGCCCUGUCUGCCGCUCUGAAAGCUUUCAGCUCCUGGGAAAUGGCCUAUGGUGUUGAGCAGUGUAGGUUGGCCUGUGGUGGCCACGGUUAUUCUCUGGCCAGUGGCCUGCCUAAAAUUUACGCACAUGAGGUGCCAGCGUGUACGUAUGAGGGAGAGAACACGGUCCUGUGUUUACAAACAGCCAGGUUCCUGAUGAAAUGCCAGGAGUCUGCCAGUAGAGGGGAAAAACUCCCAAGUUUUGUCAGAUAUUUAAACAACGCAAAAAAUGUGACCAGCAAGUUGUCUCAAGAUUUUAAAUUGGAAGAUUUGGUCGCAGCUUAUGAGCAUAGGGCAGGGAGAAUGAUUGCGGAGGCGAGUAAGAGAAUCCAAGACCAACUUGCACUGGGGCUGAAACCUGCAGAAGCUUGGAACAUGUCGUCUCAAAAGUUGGUUGAUGCUACCAUUGCAUUCACACAUGCUUUUGUGGUGAAAGCAUUUAUACAAACAGUUUCAGCAGCCAAAUUUGAGCCUUCCCUGGCCACAGUUAUGCAGCAACUUUGCCAGUUGUAUGCUCUCUAUGGAAUCACUAAAUACUCAGGACAAUUUGCUCAGGGGGGUUACCUAAGUGACCAGCAGCUGGACUUGGUAGAGAAGAAACUCUACGACCUACUGGCAUCUCUUAAACCCAACGCUGUCGCUCUGGUGGAUGCCUUUGAUUUCCCUGACUGUGUCCUUGACAGCGACCUUGGCCGGUAUGACGGCAAUGUUUAUGAAGCCCUGAUGGAGUUUGCCAGAAGAUCUAAGCUGAAUAAAUCUGAGGUCCACGAAGGCUUCUACAAGUACCAGAAACCUUUUGUUGAUUCCCUAAAAGCCCAGUCCAAGUUGUAGAAGUCCCACCUGUUGCUGACAUCUUUUGUUUCGUUGCUGGUCAAAUUGACGCAAAUUAUAUCGUUAAACAUUAUUUUAGCUCAAUAUUUUUAUGAUUCAGAGACCUGUUUCAUCAUUCAGGAAACUCUCAAUUCAAAUGUUCAUGAAAUGUGAUUUAUUUGUAUUUUUGAGAAUUUUUUUUGUGGCUUUAAGAUUGAAAUUGUUACAUACCGGUAAUCAGUAGAUUUACUCGUUUGUUGGUCAUUAUAUUUUAUUUAUCUAUCAUUUUAUGAGGUGAUUAGGUCCUAUAAGUGGGCCCUAGAAUCAUUUUGAAAGAUUUUUUUAAAGUAAUAUUUCAGAGAUCUUCGUACAGAUUUUUUUACAACACAGACAAUUAUUUAGUCCAUCCAUUAUUCCAUAAGAGUUAGGGCUAUUAAUAGUAUUAAUUUUCCUUUACCCAAUCAGAGUAAGCAGUCGUUUGUAAUUUAUUUCCAAUAAUAAAAUAUAUAUCUUGCUUAAUCAGUUUCUUUCAGGAUUUCCAUCAUUUUAAUUCAUUAGCUUUCAUAUUGUAAACAGUCAUGAUUUUUUAACAAAAUUAUUCAAAUAAAAAAGAUUUGUUAUCACAGUUAAUCACCCAGGCUUUAUGGAUGUACACCAUUAUUUAUUAAGUUUGGGAUAAAUAUUUGACUGCGCAGAAAAAAGCGUUUUUUAUAUUUUGUUGAACCAAAACGGAUUUGGGUCCAUAUACACUAGCUGUGAUAACCAAUAUUGGAGCUCUUGUAUACUGUUAUGUCAAUAAAAUAUGGGAUGCUAUCUGCCGUAA